AUGCCAGCCAAGGCUCUAUUUUCUGUGGGUCAACGUCUUAAAGGUAGAGUAGGUAUCUACAAAGUAACCCAGCAGAUUUCGGAAUUCGUUUACUUUGCAGAAUCAACAAAGAAACCCGUUGUCGUGAAGAGUGUUGAAGGCCAUUGGCGCCUCCACAAUGAGCGUGACGUUCUCAAUCGCUUUCAGAGUCGCUGCCCGAACCUGCGACCCCUGCUGGAUGAGAUCCAAGAUCCAGUGGAGCCCCCGGCUAUAAUUCUGAAGUAUCUUGAUGACGACGUGACACGGGCAUCUAGGAAGCAAAGACUUACCAGGCCAGAGCUCAAGUAUGUGGCGAAGAAUGUACUGGAAGCCUUGCAAGUGUUGCAUGAGGAUGGCUAUGUUCACACAGAUAUAAAACCAAGCAACAUUCUCGUAAAUUACGGCAAUGAAGAGAGUCGAUUUUCAGACGUUCAACUGGCCGACUGUGGGGGUGUUGUCCCUACUGAUUCGGAGUACGCUAAAGAUGGUGUGCAGACCGGAACAAGUCUCUUUCGGGCCCCCGAGGUUCAUCUUGAGAUUCCAUGGGGCACUGCUGCAGAUAUCUGGAGUUUUGGGGUGACGCUGAUUAAUCUAAUUUGGGGUUUCAAUUUCCCCAUAUUUGAGCCGGAUGUACCAGAAGGCGACGAGUUAUACGAUGUCAAGAUCCUGGUGCUGCAUCACCAGUGGUUUGGACCGUUCCCUAUCUCUUACAAAGAGAUUUGCGACCAGGAGACACAAGAAAGUAUUGUGCGCAUUAUGUCUGUAAUCCCGCCUGAAAAACUGAAACCAUUUCGGUUCCUGCGUGAAAGGGAGAUAUGUGAUGCAGACAAGGCAUUUGUUCUUAGGAUUAUGAAGCUUGACCCGAGGGAUCGGCCUACCGCGAAAGAUCUUUUGCAAGAUGAAUGGUUUACCGAAAAGUCGGAGAGGACGGUGGGAUGGUAUUCCAAACAGGAGUGGGAGGAAAUGCAUCAGAAAGGCAGAUAG
Messenger RNA from Aspergillus tubingensis, 1002 nucleotides. RefSeq names its product putative serine/threonine protein kinase. Gene Ontology annotation, cellular component: cytoplasm. The coding region runs from base 1 to 1002 and encodes 333 amino acids. Gene Ontology annotation, biological process: protein phosphorylation. Gene Ontology annotation, molecular function: ATP binding; protein serine/threonine kinase activity. The transcript has 4 exons. The record is from RefSeq and is a predicted model, not a curated record. NCBI's taxonomy places the organism in Eukaryota, Fungi, Ascomycota, Eurotiomycetes, Eurotiales, Aspergillaceae.